CCUUGAACGGAAGUAAACAAAUGAACCCUCACUCACAAGUUAAACUUAAAGCAAGAAUAAAAGUCUAAGUAGAAGCGGAUGUAAUAAGAAGAACUUGCAAUAUGGUAUUGCAAUUCCAGAUUCAAAAUGCCAUCAACUAUUGUACCCAUUCUGAGUACUAGGGAGUUUUCUUUACAGCCAGCUAAAGGAUUGAGAUAUGGUAAUUUUGAAGGUGUGGCUCACCUUCCACCUGUGGUACAAGAGACAGAGAGAUUGAGUGAACGGAAUGUCUCCCAGUUAAACAAUCAACAAAUUUACAAUAAAAUAUGUGAAUGGUUUGAUACAUGGAAAUCAUGGCAACAAAAAUUAGCACUUUCAGGGAUAUCGAACAGAUGUUCAGCUAGGCAACUGGAUAUUUUGGCAACAUCACUUGAACCUGUACGUCACAGAGAUUAUUUUACGGCUUCAAAACGCAUCUAUCCUUCUCUUUAUGUUAAAUCAGAUGUCUCAGUUUCCAAAGAAAAACCAAAGAAAUCAUCAUUCAAGAAAAAGAAAUCUGUUAAUACUAAAAAGAAACCAGAUUUAAAAUCGUCAAUAGAAAUAGCUCAAAAUUCAAAAGCAGAUAAUCAAAAUCAGAAUCAACAAGACUUAGAUUCAAAUAAAAAGAAAGUGAGCAAGCAGUUGUUUGAAAAUAAGAAUCAACAAGACUUGGAUUCAAAGAAAAAGAAAGUGAGCAAGCAGUCGUUUGAAAAAGAAAACCAGAAAAAAGAAUUCAGUUUAGAAAAUUAUGCCGAAAGUCUAAGUUCAAAUAUUGUUCAAUCGUCUCUAAAAAGUUUGUAUCCUUCAGCUUAUGGAAAUGAAAAUAAAACUUUAGAAGCUGAUGUUAGCAAAAUAGAAAAAGAUAAGGUGUCACUGUCAGUGAACAGCUGUGUCAUAUCUCCAGUUUGUGACAUUUCCAUAGCUAAGUCCAAUUUAAAAUCAGAUAGUCAAUUGUUUAGUCCAGUUCCUUCAGCAGAUGGACUUUGUUCUAGUCAGAGAGUGGGUACAGACAGUGGAGUGUCUUUUUCCUUUGAGUUUAUGGGACAGACUUUAGAAUAUAAUCCAAGUUCAGCUAAAAUCAAGAAAACAGAAGUUGAAGGGAAUGCAUCUUCUAACAAUGGUAGAACUGGAAGCUUCAGCUUUUCACCUGUGGAUACCUUGGAUUUCUUUGAAAAAGAGAAAGUCAACAAAUUAGGUAAAUUACAGAGAGAAAUAAGCGAUAUGGCUCUACCAUUAUCUAUUACAACAACAGAUGAAUUACCAGUUACCUUGCCUAAGUUCUACAAGCAUAUUAAAUUCUGGCCAGUCACCCCUUCGGAGGGUAAACAUUUUCUGAAAGCUAAGCGUCUAGAACUUGUCGAUAACUUUAAAGAUCAGCUGUGUCAUGUAUGGAUGUGGAUGCAGGAUUGGGAAGACUUUGAGAAGAUUGGGUUAUUAAAAGCCAUAAUGAAAAUCUCUACACCAAUGAUAUUGAGUGACUUUCUAGAUCAUAUCCACCAAAGAUUAGAAGAUGAGAAAGAUAUAAAUAGAUUAUGUGAUAAAUUAUUAUUGAAUGUUUUCUCCUUUUUACCACCUCGUGAUAUUUGUAGAACCUCCCAGGUUUGUAGAAGAUGGAGAUAUCUAUGUACAUCAGAGGACCUCUGGAUGUUCAAAUGCCUAGAAAUGGGAGAAGAGGAAGGUAUCCGUAAUAUACCUAAUCUGGUAUUGGAAACUAACUCUAAGAGUAUGCUAGUUGAUUGGAAACUAGCUUAUCAAGAGCUCUAUCAUUUAGUACUUAUAAUGAAGGAUAGUCUGUUAAACCAAACAAAUCUUCCAAAAGUAGAUAUCAUGCAAGAUAUAAUACACACUGUUGAACAAGUUGAAGCAAGGCCAGUUAAACGUAGACAUAGUAUGAUGACUGAAUUAAAACUUCGCAGAGGAACAUUAUCUCGAAUACGCAGGCAAGAAGAGCUAACUAAGCUACUUGGAAGAAUCAGAAUACAUGAAGAUGACAGUGGUGAUGAAAGCAUGUCAGAAGAAGAUCUAGAACCAUUUAUGAAUGAGUACACCAUUUUACCUCCCAUAGAUGAUACAAAUAAAAGUUUUGACUGGUGUAACUCAUCCCGAAGAUCGCGUAGAAGAACUGUACGGACUAGUUUACAUGACAUACCUAUAGAUACUGAACGCCAGAAUACAAAUACGACAGAAGAAGAGAGAUCUUCAAAGUAUGAAAGAAGUAUAAUAAGAAAUGAAGAACCUGUAGAAGACGACGAUAAGGCAUUAGAUAUUAGGCCACGCCUUGUACAGACAGUUGAUUUAUUGGGUAAAACUAAAGCAUCUAGAAAUCUUGAAUGGAAGAAGAAAGGAGAAAAGGAAGAUGAGAGUCUAGAUAUAAACAAGAAGAGCUAUGCUGGAAGUGUUAAAAGUGUUCUUAGAGUACGCAAAUUACAGGGUCAUAUGAAUGGAAUUAUGUGUCUGCAAUUUGACAAGAGACGAUUAGUAACUGCAGGAUUAGAUAGAACCAUUAGAAUCUGGGAUAUCCGAAGUGGUCGCAGUAUACAUAAAUUAUAUGGACAUAAGGGUGGUAUACAUUGUCUUUGUUUUAAUGAUGACAUCUUGGCUACUGGUUCAUGGGAUUGUACAGUUGUGAUAUGGAAUAUGUACCAGUAUACAAAAAUAUCAGUAUUGAUUGGUCAUAAAGAUGGUAUUUCCUGUGUACAAUUUACUAAUUCUUAUAUAGUGACCGGAUCAUAUGAUAACACUGUUCGAGUUUGGUGCCGUAAAAUCUACAACUGUUGUCAUACAAUACAACAUAAAGGAGCUGUCAAUUCAUUUAUGGUUGUUGAUGAUAAUAAGAUUAUAUCAUCUUCAGCUGACAUGUGUGUAAGAUUAAGUAAUCUAUUUACUGGUGACUGUUUAAAGAUAUAUGAUAAUGUUAAUGCAUCUAUUUUAUCUAUUGUGGUACAAGGCUCACUGGUAUUAGGAAGUGAUGUCAAUGGUAUUGUGUAUUUCUGGAAUAAAGAUAGUGGUGAAGCAGAGGCAGCUAUUCAAGCACACGAUGAAGGGAAUGCGAUUCACAAACUGGUUUUUCAUAAUGGGCGAUUCCUUACUGCAGCUGCUGAUGGAUCAAUUAAAGAAUGGGAUAUAAUGACCAUGACUUGUGUACGACUUUUACAAGGUCACAAGGGACCUGUUCGAGAUGUCAAGGUUUCUGAUGACAGGAUAGUAAGCUGUAGUGAUGAUGGCACUAUAAGAAUAUGGGAUCUAACUUUACCAAAGAAACAAAAACUGCAACAGGGUAAUCAGUAUGUAGCCUAGAAUAUGUCUUCUAUCAUUUUCACCAAUGUAUAAGUUUUUAGGUAAAGGUAAUAUAUUGAUGUAUUAUCCAAAGGAAUAAAACUAGUUGAAGCAUUUCUUAUUCAUUAAUACAUAAACUGAUUAAAAUUAUUUUGUUUUGGAAUGUUUUUUAAUAGUAUUUCUAUUAGCUGUGAUAUUAUUUGUUUAUUAAGAUAUUGAAGGUGACCCUGUAUAAUUGUUGAGUUCAUAUAUCACUUAAGUGUCACUUGAUUUGGGAAUACAAUGCAUAAGAUUCAAUAACAGUAACACUUGAUUGGCGCAUACAGUGAUUAAACUUGAUUGACACAUACAAUGUAAACAGCAAUUAUAAUAUGAUCUGAGGCACACAAUGUAUAAACUUCAGUGUCACUUGAUGUGGGCAUACAAUUUAUAGACUUCAAUGUCACUUGAUGUGGGCAUACAAUGUAUAAACUUCAAUAUCACUUGAUUAUCAUAAGAUGUAUAAACUUAAAUAACUAUGAGUUGAUUGGACAUACUGUAGCUGCUUAAAUCUGGGUGUUAAUUUGAACUAAAUGUCCAUAUAAUAAGUCUAUAGUAUUACCUUAGAUGGAAGGGCACAUAUAUCAACCCUUAAUGUAUGUAAUAUUAAUGUUUUUCAAUAAAAAAAAAAUAUUUGAUAAUAAUCCUUUAAUACAUUAUUCUCUGAAUUUGGUUAAAUUUUCUUGUUAUGUUAUUGUUAAGGUAUAAGGCAAAUGAUACUGCUGAUUUAUUUGUAUAUAUUGAUAAACACUGUGAUAUUUUAAACAAAUAUAUUAACAAUUUUAUGAAUUUGUUGUGUUAUAAUAUUAUAUGAUGUAUAAAUUUUAAUACUUGUUAUUGAUAAGGCUGUGAUAUUGUAAAUCCGAAAGGUUAUUAUAUGGUUUGGGUUGUUUUUUUGAGUUUUGUAUUAGGUGAGAAAAUUUGUAUUAGACUCAAAUUUAAUUCAUACUAUAUUAUAUUGCAAACCCGAUAGCUUUUGGGUUGUUCUUGUUAUAUUUUUUUAAAAUUUUAUGAAGUGAGAAAACUUGUAUCAGAUCCAUAUUUAAUUCAUACGAUAUUGUAAACUCGAUAGGGUAUUACAUAAUUGUUUUUUUAAAUUUCAUGAAUCAGAUCCAUAUUUAAUUCAUACGAUAUUGUAAUCCCCAAAAAGUUAUAUGGAUUGGGUUGUUUUUUUGUUUUUUAAAUUCUAUAUCACAAGAGAAAAUUAGUAUCAGAUCCAUAUUUAAUUCAUAUGAUAUUGUAAACCCGAAAGGUAUUAUGUGUGUUCUUGGGUUGUUGUUUUAUGUUUGUAAUUUUAUAUUAUUAGUGAGAAAAUUUGUAUCAGAUAUAUAUUUUUAAAUUCAUACUGUAUUGUAAACUUGAAAGGUAUUAUGUGUGUUCUUGGGUUGUUGUUGUCUGUUUAUAAUUUUAUAUUAUUAGUGACAAAAUUUGUAUCAGAUAUAUAUUUAAUUCAUACUGUAUUGUAAACCCGAAAGGGUAUUAUAUGAUUUUGUGAUUGUUUUUGUUUUUUUAAACUUUAUAUUAAGUGUGAAAAUUUGUAUUAGACCUAUAUUUAAUUCAUUUGAUAUUGCAAACCCGAAAGGGUAUUAUAUGUCUUGGGUUGUUUUUUGUUAUUUUUUAAAAUUUUAUAUUAGUGAAAAAAAAUUGUAUUAGAACCAGAUAGUGAUAGUCUGGAAAUGCAUGCCCUAAAAUGGUAACUAGAUGCAAAGCUGUUUCCAUGUAUAUUAAUAUUUGUUUAUUUUAUUGUUGGCUUAUUAUUUGAGUUCUCUGUAUUACAAAUAUACUUUUUCUAUAAAAAAAACAAUGGAAGAAGAUUAUCUUAUCAGUGGCGGAUCCAGCGGGGGGGGGGGGGGGGGUCCACCCUUCCCCCAGCCCCCCACCCACUCAGCUACAUAAACAAUUUUGUAAAACAACCUUUUUUAUGGGAAAAGUGUCAUAAUUGUGCUUUAUCCUUUAUCGUCAGAUGGUGCGACGGGAUGGGCACUCAAAGCGCGAGAUAAUGAUAUAGACAUAUGUGAUAUCACAAUUAAUGAAUCACAUUGUCAUCGUAUUAAUUCAUAAUAAAAAUUGACGUCAAACAGGAUGUUGGAUUUCUCUGAAAAAGCUCAAUGUGUGUGUAUAUAUGCCAAAAUGACGAUAGAGACUAAGUAUUUCUCAAAAAAUUUAAAGCUGAUGGGGGUGGUGGGGAUACAUUUUCUCAGGAACCUGGCAAACCCCUCCAGCAAAAAUUCCUGGAUCCGCCCCUGCUUAUUAUGAUGUAAAAAACGUAUAAACUAUAGUAAUUGUCAGUAGAAUGAAGUCAUGGUAUAUGUUGCAAAAACAUUUAAUAUAAGGGUAUAUCUAUUUAUCAUGGAAAUAAAUAGAUGUGAUGUUCUGUCUCAUUUCAUAUUAAAAUAGUAUUUAUAUUAACAGUAUUACCACAAUCCUAUUUAAAAUGAUAUAUUUUAUAUGUAAAGUUUUAUAAACGAUAUUUAUUAUAUGUACACAUUAUUUUCCAGAGCAAUAUCUAUUUAUAAUAAUAUUUAUAUAUAAUCAAUCUAAUUAAAAUUAGAUUGUUUGAUUUGACCCAAUUGGACUAAAACACAGAUCCUAUUUCGUCAAUUAUUCACAGAUUUAUCGCUCUUGAUUUAGUCGAAUCGUGUCAAAAUCAGUUUGUGAACAAACUUUACUGAAUUCAAUUAUUUGAAAAUGCUAAAAUCUUAAACUAGCCAAAAGCUCCCGUUUGGGCUAAUCCUACGUGGCUGUCGCUCCCUUUCAUAUAUUCCAACAUAAUAUUUAAAUCGACCGAAUUAAAAAUCUAAUUUUACUGAAUUGUAUAAAAAUAUAAAAUGAAAAUUAUAAUUCCAAAGAUAAUCAUAAAUUGAUAUGAAACAGUAUUAUAAAAAAUAUUUAUUUUAAUAUCUAUAUAUAGUUGUAGUAUAUGAGUUCCUUAUAUAGCUGCUGCACCAAAUAGUUAAUGCAAUAAACGUUUGAGUUGAUUU
Messenger RNA from Patella vulgata (common limpet), 6314 nucleotides. RefSeq lists its product as uncharacterized. The coding region runs from base 127 to 3315 and encodes 1062 amino acids. Gene Ontology annotation, molecular function: protein binding. The record is from RefSeq and is a predicted model, not a curated record. NCBI's taxonomy places the organism in Eukaryota, Metazoa, Mollusca, Gastropoda, Patellidae. The transcript is spliced from 22 exons.